Bombus huntii is the source of this 1232-nucleotide messenger RNA. RefSeq names its product putative odorant receptor 69a. The record is from RefSeq and is a predicted model, not a curated record. Gene Ontology annotation, molecular function: olfactory receptor activity; odorant binding. NCBI's taxonomy places the organism in Eukaryota, Metazoa, Arthropoda, Insecta, Hymenoptera, Apidae. The coding region runs from base 456 to 929 and encodes 157 amino acids. The transcript is spliced from 2 exons. Gene Ontology annotation, biological process: sensory perception of smell; detection of chemical stimulus involved in sensory perception of smell. Gene Ontology annotation, cellular component: plasma membrane.
GCUGUUUAUAUUAUUUAAAUUUCCAGUUAUUACGUAAGAAAAGCCACUCUCGAGAACGCAAAAGAUCAUUUCGAUCGUAGAACUAAAGAGGACAUAGCAAAAGUCGUAUUCGCUCAGAGUAGAGCAAUACAGUCAGUAUGGCUUUAUACUCAUUUGUACCAUUGUUGUAAGACCAGCUUAUUAAUUAGUUCCGUUCUCAUAGAUUUUUUCAAGAAUUGCAGAAUAAUAACGUAUUAACAUAUGGCGUAAUCCUUCUGUGUAGUAUCAUUUCCCUAGGAAUUAAUUUAUUUUGUGUAAGUAGUGCAUAAGCUUCUAUCUUUUACACAACAAUCUUUCGUUAAUUUUCUAUGGUCUCUGAAGCUGCACAACUUCGUAAAUUUCUAGUAGAAAUUCUAUAUUUUUUACUAUUAAUCCAGUUUCAAUAAUAAGAAUAUUCUUGUACCAUAAAAUAUGGAAUGCCAGGAUCCGAUAUCGUUUUACUUAUUUCCCAGUUAUCGCAGUCCUUGCUUCCUUUAUCCGAAAUCGAGGAGGGAUCAAUUACCUAUUGUUUAUUUAUUAUUUGCCAAUUAACGUUUAUGUUCCACAUAAGUAAUAUGUGUCAACAAUUAUUGGAUUAUUCCAACAAUCUUCAUACAGCAAUAUUUCACACCAACUGGUAUGAAACUUCUUUAACAACUCAAAAAUUGAUUUUGAAUAUCAUGUUGAGAAGCAGCAAACCAUUCUUAUUCAGUAUCUCUGGUUUCUAUGAUGGAACACUGAAUAGUUUUCUAUCGGUAUGCUAUUUUUUAAAUAAUGCUCUCUUGUUGUUUGAAUGCAACGUGGUUUAUGGUUUACUUACACUUUUAGUUCUUAAAAGCAUCGAUAUCGUAUUUUAUGAUGAUAUCAUCGAUACAGUAGUGGGACUUUAUCAACGACGAAGUAGCGUGUAGCCGAAAAUUGUGUUGAAAUAAUUGUAUUAAAAUGAAUGUUAAAUUAAAUAAUUCAUCGUAAAUAACUUUUAAUUGAACAAUUAAAUUUGUUGUGGAAAAUUGCACAUGUUCCUGAAUUCAUAAUUAGAUCCUUCCUUAUCCUUAUAUUAUCUGUUUACGUAUAUUUUCGAAACAAAGGAUUUACUUAACUUCGCACUGUGACAAGCAAAUUUAAUCCAAAGUAUUCUAUCACUUCAAUGACAUAUUUCUGUGAAAAUACUCACUGACGCACAAAGCAAGUUCUGCUACGUUGUAACACAUAAA